AUGUCGGAUGAAUUUGUGGGGAUGGUUUAUGGAGAUGAAGCAAUGGUAUCGGUAGAAACCAAUGUUUCGGCUUGGAUGCGUAUUGCUUUUGAUGAAAACGCCAACUCAGACAGUCUGGAAAAUUAUGCAUAUCUAUUGGAUGAAGCCAAGGAAACGGCCCACAUAAAGGAUUUUCUGACCAAACAAAGAGUUGCUAGGGGAUUUAAUAAAGAAGUAAGUAAAAAAGGAUCUCACAAAGGAGAUCUGGUGUUGAAGAGAGUCAUUGAUCCUAAGGAAAAUGGCGAGGUAACUCCGAAGUGGGAAGGACAUUCCCGUAUCCGUGAGAAGUUAAAUAAUUGA
Lathyrus oleraceus (garden pea) is the source of this 339-nucleotide messenger RNA. RefSeq lists its product as uncharacterized. NCBI's taxonomy places the organism in Eukaryota, Viridiplantae, Streptophyta, Magnoliopsida, Fabales, Fabaceae. Bases 1 to 339 code for a protein of 112 amino acids. The transcript has a single exon. The record is from RefSeq and is a predicted model, not a curated record.